This is a messenger RNA of Lineus longissimus, 6823 nucleotides long. Its product is annotated as cytoplasmic FMR1-interacting protein-like. Gene Ontology annotation, molecular function: small GTPase binding; RNA 7-methylguanosine cap binding. Gene Ontology annotation, biological process: regulation of actin filament polymerization; cell projection assembly; cell morphogenesis. The transcript has 25 exons. The record is from RefSeq and is a predicted model, not a curated record. NCBI's taxonomy places the organism in Eukaryota, Metazoa, Nemertea, Pilidiophora, Heteronemertea, Lineidae. The coding region runs from base 137 to 3946 and encodes 1269 amino acids. Gene Ontology annotation, cellular component: synapse; neuron projection; SCAR complex.
CAGCGUACCGGAAGUAAAUAUUCGGAAAAGGGAGGGACACUUUUGUCUAAAAAUACUGCUUUUUCUUUAUAAUGUAGCCAGAUUUUAAAGAUUCAAUUAUACUAGUCAUAAGAAUUUGAAGUAACUUGCCACAAAAAUGGCUACUGAGAAGAUCACCCUGCCAGAUGCGAUCCAGAAUGUGGAUGUGUUGGAUGAGCUUCCCCUGCCUGACCAGCAGCCUGGUAUCGAGGCUCCAGCCAUCACCAUCUCCUACACGACCAGCAUGGAUACAAACUUCGAAGAUCGCAAUGCGUAUGUGACGGGCGUUGCUAAAUAUAUUGAAGAGGCAACAGUUCAUGCAGAAUUGAAUGUCUUGCUGGAGGAGGGAUUUGGAUAUGCCUCCAUGCUGUACACAUGGAGGUGUUGCUCCAGAGCGUUGCCUCAGGUCAAGUCCAACGACCAACCCAACCGAGUUCAGAUCUACGAGAAGAUCGUUGAGGUGUUGGAGCCCCAAGUUCAAAAACUGACAGCUUUCAUGUAUUUCCAGAGAAAAGCCAUUGACCGUUUCUGCGGGGAAGUAAAGCGUCUCUGCCACAAGGAGAAGAAGAAUGACUUUGUCUCCGAAGCUUACCUGCUGACUCUAGGAAAGUUACUCAAUAUGUUUGCCGUCUUAGAUGAGUUAAAGAAUAUGAAGGCCAGCGUGAAGAACGAUAAUUCUGCGUAUCGAAGGGCUGCUCAGUUCCUGCGUGUUAUGUCUGAAGCACAGUCCAUUCAGGAGUCGCAGAGUUUGUCAAUGUUGCUGGCGACGCAAAACAAGAUCCGAGACAACCUGAAGGAAAGCCUCCAGCUGAUCCCCGGUUACGAAGACCUCUUGGCGGAAAUAGUCAACCUGUGUGUCUACAUGUAUGAGAACAAGACUUACGUACUUCCAGAGGAAAAACACAUGAUGGUCAAGGUGAUGGCAUUUGGUUUAUUCCUGAUGGAUGGUGCUGCAAAGGACGGCAGGGAGAUCAACAUCAACAAACUUGAUGCAAGGAAGCGUAUAAACCUGGCCAAGAUUGACAAGAUCCUAAAGCAACUAGAGGUCGUUCCUCUCUUUGGCGACAUGCAGAUCUGCCCGUUUAACUACAUCAAGAGGAGUCCGCAUUACGAUCCGGGAAAGUGGCAAAACUGUAACUCGAGUGCCCCAAGCGGCCAGUGCAACCUCCUGGAGCUCAUCCCCGGAAUGAGGGAGGAGCAUGUCCGGUACAUCAGCGAGCUGGCACGCCACAGUAAUGAGGUCACCACGACACAACGUGACAAUCCGCGAACUGAUACGGAAAAUAAAGAGCUUCACGAUCUGGCGUUGCGUGGCUUACAGAACUUGUCAACGUGGACGCUGACAGUUAUUGAGUUGUACUCCUGGAAACUUGUGAACCACACCGACCACCAUCAGAACCCACACUGUCCUAAAGAAGCGGAAGAAUACGAACGCGCCACAAAAUACAACUACAGCAGCGACGAGAAGUUUGCCCUGAUUGAGGUCAUUGCGAUGAUAAAGGGCCUGCAACUUCUGAUGCACCGGAUGGAGGCUGUGUUCAUUGAGGCAAUCAGUCGUAACAUCUUUACGGAGCUGCAGUCGUUUGUGCAGGUCACCCUUCGUGACCCUCUACGGAAGGCUGUCAAGAAGCAGAAGGAAGUUGUCAGAAGUAUCAUCACAUCAGUGCGAGACACCUGCGCAGACUGGUUCAGGGGCGUUGAACCGCAUGAUGACCCUGCCCUAAAGGGGCAGAAGGAUCCGAGUGAUGGGUACCAGAUCCGAGUACCGAGAAGAAAAGUUGGUCCCUCCAGCACGCAGCUGUAUAUGGUGCGGACAAUGUUGGAAUCUCUCAUCGACAAGGGCGGUGGAAAACGAACCCUGAGGAGUGCCAUUGACGCCAACAGCCUCAUCGCCAUUGACGAUUUCCAUAAGACGUCGUUCUUUUGGAAUUAUCUUCUCAACUUCAGCGGCACAUUGCAGAAAUGCUGUGAUCUGUCUCAGUUGUGGUACAGGGAGUUCUUCUUGGAGAUGACGAUGGGCAAACGCAUCCAGUUUCCGAUUGCGAUGUCGAUGCCGUGGAUUCUGAUGGACCACAUUCUGGAGACCAAGGAUGCGUCCAUGAUGGAGUACAUCCUGUAUCCCCUUGACCUCUACAAUGACAGUGCAUCCUAUGCUCUGACAAUCUUCAAGAAACAGUUCCUCUAUGACGAAGUUGAGGCAGAGGUUAACCUGUGUUUUGACCAGUUUGUCUACAAGCUGAGUGACCAUGUCUUUGCCUAUUACAAACAUUUGGCAGGAAGCUGUGUGGCAUCAUCUAUCAUGUUGGAUAAGAGAUUCCGUGCAGAGUGCGCCCAGCUGGGGACGAGGAUCAACUUCCCCACACCAAACAGAUACGAGACCUUACUCAAACAGAGGCACGUCAUGGUAUUGGGUCGCUCUAUUGACUUGAACAGACUGAUUGGCCAGAGGAUCACGAUAGCUCUUCAGAAGUCACUGGACGUUGCUAUCAGUCGGUUUGAGUCUGGAGACAUCACUGGUAUUGUGGAACUCGAAGGUCUGAUCGAGUGCAAUAAAUUGACCCACAAGCUACUUACCAAGCAUCUCAAGCUCAACGAGUUUGAAGCGAUGUUUAAGGAGGCGAAUCACAACGUAUCAGCGCCCUAUGGACGUAUCACUCUCCACGUUUUCUGGGAACUCAACUACGAUUUCCUGCCCAACUAUUGUUAUAACAUGGCUACAAACCGAUUUGUUAAAACCCAUUUUUCACUUGGGCAGCAGCUGCAGAGAGACAAGGCCCCAAGUGUCAUGCACCACUAUAUCUGGGGGACAAAGGACUUAAACCGUGCAUUCAGCAUGAUCUACAGCCUGUACAGUAACUUCGUCGGCACGCAACACAUGCGGGCCAUCUGUCGUCUGCUCGGCUACCAGGGGGUUGCCGUCGUCAUUGAAGAACUCCUGAAGGUCAUCAAGAGUUUGUGUCAGGGAACGAUCCAAAUGUAUGUCAAGACGCUCCUGAAGGUGAUGCCCAAGGCUUGCAAGUUGCUGCGCUAUGAGUAUGGUUCACCAGGAAUCCUUGGUUAUUUCCACGCCACCCUGAAGGACAUCAUCCAGUACCCAGAUCUAAAAACAGAAGUUUUCCAGAGUUUUAGAGAAAUUGGCAACAUCAUCCUCUUCACCCUAAUCAUUGAACAAAAUCUGUCUCUGGAGGAGGUAUCGGAUUUGAAACAUGCCAAUCCCUUCCAGAACAUCAUCCCGAAACCUUACAUACCCGUCAAAGAAGGCGACAAUAAGAAAGAGAAGGAACAAGAACUAAAGAUGAUGAUGAAACGUCUUGAGGCUAAGUAUGCAGCGCUACAAGUCGUACCAGUGAUUACCAAACUUGGCACAACAAAGCAAGCCGACAUCGCCGCCGAAGGUGACCUCCUGACCAGAGAACGCCUCUGCUGCGGUCUCUCCAUGUUCGAGAUCGUCCUGACACGUAUCAAGUCCUACCUCGAGGACGCCAUCUGGCAAGGUAGCGAACCUGCCAAUGGCGUCAUGAACAUCGAUGAGUGUACGGAGUUCCAUCGGUUGUGGAGUGCGAUACAGUUCGUCUAUUGUCUGCCGGUGUCCGAGACACAGUUCACAGUGGAACAACUCUUUGGUGAAGGUUUGAACUGGGCCGGCUGCGCCCUGAUAGUACUCCUUGGACAGCAGAGACGCUUUGAGGCGCUAGAUAUCUGCUAUCAUAUUCUACGCGUAAACAGGAUCGACAUGAAGGAUGAAAUGUGCAGUGGAAUCCCGUUGAAACGGAUGGUCGACCGCAUCAGAAAGUUCCAGAUUCUAAACAACCAGAUAUUUGCGGUUAUCAACAAGUACCUGAAGUCGAGCGAAGGUGACAACGUCCCAGUCGAGCAUGUCCGUUGUUUUCAACCGCCCGUGUUUCAGCCAUCGCAGAGUACAGUCUAGUGUCGUGUCGUUCCCCAAAUGACCAUUUGUGACCCGUCACAGCAAAAGCAGGCGCAUGUCGCUCUGAGCUUGGCAGGUUGAGACGGACUGUUUGUUCAUUUCUCUAUUGUCUGCCUUUUGUGAAAUAUGAGCACAUCGAUUUCUUCCAGUAUCUCCUGGUGUCAUUUCGUCUCAUCUUCUGUGUGACACACUCCUGGUUUUGCUGUGACGGAUCACAUUUGGCCAUUUGCUGAAAGAUUUUUUAAACUUCUGCAAUGACAAUGUUGAACACUACAAAUUCUGUGUAGUUGCGGAGCACAGAUUAAUAAAAGUUCCGAGAAAUCCCACCAAUGGUACGCGCUUCAGAGCCCCAACAAUGGGGACAAGACUUUUACGAGUGGACUAUACAGUAGAACCUCCCUUAGCGGACACCUCUCUAUUAAGGACACCCUCUCUAUUAAGGACACUAAUUUUGGUCCCAAAUUGGGUGUUUCGGUUUAAUUUGACCUCUCUAAUCAGGACACGUUUCUAUUAAAGACAGGACUUGUCAGUCCCGAGGGUGUCCUUAAUAGAGAGGUUCUACCUCAUUGUUAAAGAAAUUCUGGUUCUAUUCACGAUAGCAGGAGCGAAUUGCUCAAGCAUUUAUUCCUGAACAUCGAAAUGAUAAUGAAAUCUGAAUAGUUUAGAAGAACAUCAAUGGUGCUAGGAAGCGGGAUCUACAUUUUUUAUUCAAUAUCUCGGACAAAACAAUGUCUUAUAUGCACAUGUAGAGGGAAAAUAGCACUUUGCAGUGCCAAACUUGAAAGGCUUUAGAAUUAUCCCAUGCACUUAUGUAAAGCCAGGUACAGACAUUACUUGGUAAGAUCGAUAUCCUUAUAAACAAAAUAUCAUGUGUGAAAUUGACAAGUAUAGACAAUACUUGGUAAGAUGGAUAUCCUUAUAAACAAAAAAUCGUAUAUGAAAUUGACAAGUACAUGUAUAGACAUUACUUGGUAAGACCGAUAUCCUUAUAAACAAAAGAUCAAGUGUGAAAUUGACAAGUAUAGAUGAUACUUGGUAAGAUCAAUAUCCUUAUAAACAAAAAAUCAUAUAUGAAAUUGACAAGUACAUGUAUAGACAUUACUUGGUAAGACCGAUAUCCUCAUAAACAAAAUAUCAUGUGUGAAAUUGACAAGUAUAGAUAAUACUUGGUAAGAUUAAUAUCCUUAUAAACAAAAAAUCAUUUGUGAAAUUGACAAUAACGGAUAUUUUGCCAGAAGAGUGCAACCCUUGAUUGCGCCAGAGUCUUUCAAAUUGAAGGACUCCGACUUGGUUGAGCGACAUUAUACACAUGACGUCAUGCAAGUACUGUCAAGACAUCAGAUGAAAAGACGUCAUGCAAAUACUGUCAAGACAUCGGAUGAAAAGACGUCAUGCAAGUACUGUCAAGACAUCGGAUGAACAGAACAAACAAAUCCUGCUGUUUUCUGUGCCAUGACACAUUGUUUUCCUGACAUCAUGGCCAAUUGACCAUUUCGAGGAUUCUACAUAUUUUUUGCAUUGGCGACACAAUCCUGAAACGGUGCGGGGGGGGGCAAGGGGCAUCAUGUCUUUUAACCCCUCAAGUGCUGUACUCUAAGUUAAGAGUACCAUCUUUUCUGUAUUGUGCGUCACUCUGGCCAACAGCUGUAGAAGAGAUAAACCUACAGUCCAAGUCACAAUUGACAUCCCUUAAUUUGUGUCAAAGGCGCGUAAAUGGUGAGCAAGUUGCAUGGUCCCACCCGAGAGUCCGUCAAAUAAUCUUGAUUGACCCAUUUCGCGUAUGCACCACUCAACUUAUGUCACUCGGGCGCAACUUGCCUGCAUGUGACGCCAAAGUUGUGAGUAACUUACGCAUAGCAGAAAGGAUGUCAAUUGUGAUUUGGACUGUAUAACCUAUCUAGUCUGAAGAAAUGCAUUUCCGUAGGGUAUCGGCAUCUCAAUAGGGGGUGCUGAUUUUUACUACCGUAGGGCAAGCGCCAAAUGUCGCAGCAAGGCAGUACCCUAGCGACAGUCAUCACAACGUAGCCGGCGUAGUUUUGCUAGUACCGUAUUCUUCAGAGUGUAUGCUCUGAGAAAGCAGAGUGAAUGUUGUAAACAUUUCAAAUAUGCAUGUUUGUGCAUGCAUAAUAACUUAUGUAUAGCUUGUAGUAGUAAUAGUUAGUAGUGUGGUAAUGACUUUGUACAUUUCUAUUGGUAGUGUUCUUUUUAUUGAUGUUUUAGUUACCUGUAGGUUGUAAUUUUGUCCCACACUUCAAUAGAAAAUACUUGAAUAUCUUUAGGAGACUCUACAUCUAUCAGAAAUGUUAUCAAGCCUGUUACAGCUCUUUUGUCUUCAUGUGCCUGUGCUUACUCAAGGAUUCUUGGAGAACAACGACUAUGAGAGUGGCCUGUGUUGGCAGUGAUGGACAAUGUUAUCAAUCGAUCUAGUUCAAGGGCUGUUGAGAGAUCUACAUGUAGUUCGGACUAUGUCUCAACAUUUUGUUGAAGUGUUUACUCAUAAAGUUCGUAAUAACUGGUAUUACAGUUGUUUUGGUCACAGAAUGCUAUAUAAAUGAUCUAUUUUGUGUCUGCAAUAUUUUUCAGUUCUAUUACUGUCAUGACUUUGACCUGCAUUUCCAAUGUUGAACUUCUCAAUCUAGUCCUAUGAAAAACUAUGCUCCUAGAGACUUGAUUUCUUAUAACCAAAUUGUUCAUUGAUAUUUUUCAACUGAAUGCAUUUUUACAUCUUUUGUGUGUUGUUUAAUACUGUACCAUACAUUGUGUAAUAAAUGGUAUGAUGAUCAUGAUAAGUUAAAAACGUGUCUUUCCUUCCCUCAAUUGAUAGUCAAGCUCAGAUAAACCAUCCAGAGUCUUUUCUGAUUGUAACAUACCAGUGAA